AUGGGGUUUUGCGUCCCUAUUAAAGAUUCUAUAAAAAAUCCAAUAAUAUUGCCCAAAAAUCACAAAAUUACACAACUGCUUAUCAACUGGUAUCAUCGCAAGUACAAACACGUCAAUCACGAUACUGUUGUUAAUGAGAUAUAUCAAAAGUUUCACAUACCAAGCUUACGUCGUGCCCUGCGAACAGUUCGCUAUGACUGCCAGCACUGCAAGUUGCGUAAGGCCAAGCCGCUGCCACCGAAGAUGGGUCCACUUCCUGAAGCACGCCUGGCACCCUACACAAGACCGUUUUCGUACGUGGGAAUUGACUUUUUUGGGCCAUUCCUUGUUACAAUCGGACGGCGUGCUGAAAAACGAUACGGUGUUUUAUUCACCUGCAUGACAUUUCGAGCCAUUCACGUUGAAAUAGCACAUUCGCUAUCCAUGAAUUCCUGUGUAAUGGUUGUUAGGAAUUUCAUAAGCCGGAGAGGAACGCCGGUGCAUAUGUUCAGCGACAAUGGAACAAAUUUUGUUGCUACAGAGAAAGAGUUACGAGAGGCUUUUCGCCAGCUUGAUAUUGGCGCUCUUCAAAUGCAAUUCACGUGUGUUGAAACUAAGUGGACGUUUAUUCCUCCUGCUAGUCCACACAUGGGAGGAGCGUGGGAGCGAAUGAUUCGCACAUUUAAAGAUGUCCUAUAUCAAGUACUGACCCCAGAAACUAAACUUAGUGACGAGAAAUUGUACAACCUAUUCGUAGAGGUUGAGAGCAUUAUGAACAGUAGACCACUCACGUACCUAUCAUUGGAGACCGCAGAACAGGAAGCGUUGACUCCGAACCACUUCCUGUUGGGAAGUUCGUCGGGACUUAAGCCGCCAGGUCUGUUUUCCUCCUCAGACCAGUACGUGAGACGGUCUUGGCGCCAUUCACAGUACCUAGCCGAUAGAUUUUGGAAAAGGUGGGUAACAGAGGUGCUACCAACGUUAACUAGAAGAGCAAAGUGGUAUGACGAAGUUAAGCCAAUUAGAAAAGGUGACGUUGUGAUCAUAGUGGAUCCCAACCUACCCCGUUACACGUGGCCGAAAGGCAGGGUCGUGGACACAUUCACAGGGAAAGAUGGCCAAGUAAGAAGCGCUUUAGUACGUACCGCAACCGGCGAGUAUCACCGGCCUGCUGCAAAACUAGCAGUAUUGGAUGUAAUCGGGGAGAGAAGCGGCGAUGAUGCACCUGUUAAGGUAUUAACUCAUCCAUAUCGUUAUACCGGGAGGGAGAAUGUUGCAACACCGCCCGGUAACACACCACAACUGACGUAA
Molecule: messenger RNA, 1290 nt
Organism: Rhagoletis zephyria (snowberry fruit fly)
Lineage: Eukaryota; Metazoa; Arthropoda; Insecta; Diptera; Tephritidae
Biological process (GO): DNA integration
Molecular function (GO): nucleic acid binding
Source: RefSeq, a predicted model, not a curated record